AUGAAACUCACCCUCCUCACCACCCUCCUCAGCCUAGCCUCAGGCUCCCUCGCAUGGUUUAACUGCGAGCUUGCCAAAGGAGGCGACUAUGGAGUCUGCUGGGCCAAUAACGGCGAUGAAGGGAAUUUCGCUUGCGUCUCGACAAAUCCGUGCAAUACUGCUGGUAAUGGGUGCACUCCGAUCGGGGCAGGACUUGCCAGUUGUUCGUAG
Molecule: messenger RNA, 210 nt
Organism: Zasmidium cellare ATCC 36951
Lineage: Eukaryota; Fungi; Ascomycota; Dothideomycetes; Mycosphaerellales; Mycosphaerellaceae
Exons: 3
Coding region: 1-210 (69 amino acids)
Source: RefSeq, a predicted model, not a curated record